Trachymyrmex cornetzi is the source of this 1394-nucleotide messenger RNA. Its product is annotated as ester hydrolase C11orf54 homolog. The coding region runs from base 308 to 1300 and encodes 330 amino acids. The record is from RefSeq and is a predicted model, not a curated record. Gene Ontology annotation, molecular function: hydrolase activity, acting on ester bonds; zinc ion binding. NCBI's taxonomy places the organism in Eukaryota, Metazoa, Arthropoda, Insecta, Hymenoptera, Formicidae. The transcript has 8 exons. Gene Ontology annotation, cellular component: nucleus.
GCCUAUUUCUUCGCCCAUCCUUAAGCUAUUCUUUAGCUCGUGCAGAUAAUCCUGUCCUGACUCUCAGAUUAUCCUUACGAUCCUGAAAGACGACAUAUCGUUCCCUUCGGAUCUCGUUCCUUUCUUACAAGGAGAUUCCUUCUUUCGUAACAUAAGGCGACAAUUCAAUUUUCCUCUCCACGCCUUACAAUCCUUUCUCUCAGUGAAAUUAUCGCAUGUAAACCCAUCAUAUACUAUCGCUCAAAGAAAUGCACCAAACUUAGCAAUAACGUACAUAUUACAGUACAGCUAAUUCUAAUUUAGCAUUAUGGCAGAAAUUAGGCCAAAUGGGAAUGAUUAUACAUCUAAUAAUCUACCUUAUGCUAUCCAUCCUAUCACGCCACCGAAUCUCUCAGAAAUCGCUGAUGUUCUGCAAAAUGGAAUGCAACCCCUGUUUCACGAUGUGAGAGUCGACAUAGCUAGCUGCCCUGAUUUAACUACAGCACCAUAUAAUCUUGCCGGAGUAGGAUUAGGUGGCAACACGUCGCUAGUAGAAUUCCUUCGUCGCGAAGUAUAUACACCGUGGCAGCAUAUAACACGGGAUAUUCGAAAAGUAUUCACAGGCAGCAUCCAUGAUUUCUUUAUCAUCGGAUCUACUUUCGCUACAAAACCAACCAUGCCUUAUUACGGACAUCUCAUUAUGAAUGCAAUGUACACAGCACCUAUGGGUAUUAGGAACGAGAGUCGUCUUAUUUUCAAAGAAUCGCGUAAUGGACAGACAAGAAUAGAAAAGUUAACUGAUCCUAACCAAAUGAUGUACACAUACAAGGGCAACUUCUUUAUCAGCGAGGGUAGGGAAGGCCCUGUUAUCAGAGUGCGUGCCAAAGGUCGAAAAAAGAGUGAUACAGACAUCAUAACUUCAAUGCAAACGGUCCUUUACGAAAAUUAUAGAAAAAAGAAGAACAAACUUGUUGCUUUAGGUGGUGUUCUAAAAAUGACAAACGGACGUGUGGGGUGUAACCUUAUAUGGGAUGAAUAUCGGGACCGGAUAUUACCAUUUCCCGAUUUUGUUAAAGCACAGCAAUGUACCGAGAUAUGUCUAGAGUCAGAUAUGGUAGCCGUUGGCACAAUAAUUAACCAUCAACCACUACAAUUUAAUCAGGAACAACGUUACGGUGUUAAUCUGUAUGAUAGAAGCGAGUUCCAUUGUUUCAAUAAUUAUGGAGCAGGCGGACAAUUUAUUACCGAUACUACUCCGGAUACGACGGAAUAUGAAGGUUACUUCAAUGUAGCGGAAAAUAUACAUUUACAAGUAUUAUAACUAAAUGCCAUUUUAAUCAUAAACUAGGCCAUUAUGUUCUCUCAUAUGUAAACAGAAAUUUAUAUAUAAUGUUACCUAGCACACUAAUGUGACG